AUGCAAAGAGACAUCGAAAAAGUACUGGGUUUUGCCCUACCAUAACUAUCUGAGAACCAAAUUAUCACCAUGAUGAAGCAAACUCUCAGGGAUGAGGAAUAUCAGAAUCUAAUCUUUAGACUUGAGCAGCUUAAGAAUACAAAAAUUAAGUCGAAAACACAACUCCCUGAUACUUAAACUUUGAGAUUGAAAAACAUCUAAUAAAUCUAAAUAAGUGCAUUAGAUAAUGAACCUGACCUCACUAUUGUCGAAAAACUCUACCUUUAAAGGAGUAAAGAGGAUUCUAUGUCAAGGGUUUUAUCCGACAAGGAAUAGCAGUUAAUUCCAACCAAAGAAUUUGAGGCUGAAUUCAGCUAAAACUAUAAAGAAAUGUUGUCUUCUACUAGAGAACCAACAGUCUACAGAUCAAAUCAGAGGCUUAUUCAAAUAACUGGUUAAAUAUAGUUGCCAUUAUAGAACACAAACUCAAAUCAUAAUUCAAACAGUGACACAUAGUAUUCUCCUGGAGAGUAUUCGGAAAACUCUUAAAACAACCAAAGACUGCUAAUUUAAAUUCAGGGAAAUCAAGCACAUACUGGAAAUUAUAGCCUCAACUAUGGAAUGGGCUAUCAAGAAGAAAACCUCCGAGAAAAUUAUGUGGUAAAUGAGGUUAUGAGUGAUGCGUGUCAGGAGUCAUUGAUCUUGAUGAACUCAGAUUCUUAGAUGAAAGACAUCAGCAAUUCAAAUGAUUUGAAAGACUCAACAAACUCAACUGGAGAUGCAAUUGAUAGUGAGGUUGAGAGUCUCUCUGAAGUCCUAACCAUAAGUAACAAAAUGGUUGCAAGUUUUAUGGCUACUAGAGGAGCUAUUAAAAAGACAAAGGCCAUUAGUAAGAAGUCAAAAGAGAUAUCAAAGACUUAGUCUAAUACUACAAAGUCAGCUGCAAUAAUAAUGAUUGGAAGAACCAAGAGACACAUCUAGCAUUAUUGUAUUUGCUAGAAACAGUAUGAUAACAAGAAAAUGAUUUAAUGCGAGGGUGAGUGCAAAAGAUGGUACCAUCCCUAAUGCAUUGACAUGUCUGACAGAGAAUUUUUGGAUUAUGAGACUAAAUAGAAGACCUAAUUCUUUUGUGAUGUCUGCAAAAUUACUGCUAUUUCAGAGUAUAGCAAUGAACUUAUGGUUGAAGAGACUAAUUCAAAAAAAGCUAGAAAUGCAAAAAGUCGCAAGGUUACCUUGAAAACUAAGUUCUCAAAGCCCAAUCAUGAAAUGUUCUAGGAACCAGAUACAGGAACACAACAAACAUAAAGAGUCGAUAGUUAUGGCAAAAAUAUAAUCGAAAAAAUAUACAUUCCCAAGACAAGAAUAUAAUUUGAUAACGAUGAUAAAUUCUUGCUUUACUUAGUCUCUGAUAGAUUUAAGUUCCAAAUAAUGAGGAGAUUCAAUAUAAAUAUUAUGGUGUUUGCAAGCUCUUUAUACACAGUGCAUGAAUUUUUAAUUGGGCACUAUAUCUUAUCAGCUAUAAGUUCCAUACCAUUCACAGUAGGUUUAUUUUUAAGUACUGUAUUGUAAAACCAAUCAACUUCUUCCAUAAAAGAGAUUCAUUUGAUUCAAAAUAAGGAGGAUGAAGUUGUAGAAUAAUUACUUGUUCUUAAUAUGAAUGGUGACUAAGAAACUAUCUAUAUAAAGGAUAUCAAAAAAGCCACAUCUGAAGUAUUUAGAAAGCAUUAGCAAUUAUCAUUUUUGAGAGGAGUAACAUAUCCAAUUAUGAUUCAGGAUUUAGUAAUGACCAUCGAUUUAAAAGGAAAAAUAACACAGCAGGAUGUGUUUAGAGCAAUCAUAAAUGGCUAUAAAAUUGAUCUAACUUAGAUACAAAAUUCUUUAGAAGAUUAUUCAGACAAUAAAAACAAUAAUAAAUCAGAAGACGAAGAAGAAGAUAAUAAAUAAUGA
This is a messenger RNA of Stylonychia lemnae, 1926 nucleotides long. The record is from the annotation of a GenBank genome assembly. Lineage: Eukaryota; Ciliophora; Spirotrichea; Sporadotrichida; Oxytrichidae.